CAGGAAGGUAGCCGAGAGGUUGGCCACAAAGUACGCUUGCAAGUUCUGAUUUUGCGCCUGACAAAACAGACAAAAUCUAUCUGUGAGGAUACAAUUUACCGACCAUCAUAGCCUGUGACAUUGAAGUGAAAACAACUCUGACUUCGUGAGGACGCCAUUUACCGACCAUCAUAGCCUGUGACAUUGAAGUGAGAGCAACACUGACUCUGUGUGGACGCCAUUUACCGACCAGCAUAGCCUGUGACAUUGAAGUGAGAACAACGCCGACUCUGUGAGAGCGCCAUUUACCGACCAGCAUAGCCUGUGACAUUGUAGUGAGAACAACGCCGACUCUGUGAGAGCGCCAUUUACCGACCAGCAUAGCCUGUGACAUUGAAGUGAAAACAACUCUGACUUCGUGAGGACGCCAUUUACCGACCAUUUACUUAUCAUCGCAGACUUUGAUACUUAAUUGAUAACAACGCUGACCUUGAACCUAAAUGAAGGAUCACGUCUGCAAGAUGCGCCACAUAACGACACUGAUGCAAUGCACGUGCAUCCUUUCCUUUUUAUUCAUCGUAUACAAUCUAGCGAAGUAUCAUAUUCAUGACAAGCGAACUGAUGUACCCCUGCAAGCACAGAAGCAAAUCAUCGGAUCGAGCGAAAACCGUAGUAACACGCCCGAGUUGGUUCCGAAAUCCUGCACCAGUAACUAUAGCUACAUAGACUUUGGAACAUCAAUGACUCCAGAACAAUUAGAAAGAGUCGAGCAUUGCAUGAUCAACUACAACACUGACGGAGCAAAAGGUUUACAACAAACACAUGCUGAUAAAAACAUCAGAUACAAAAGUCAUUCGUAUUUAAACAGUAACAGUUUUAUGAUCGAAGCCGGUGGUCAUCAGGGACUGGAUGCCAACGAGUUUAACUCGCGGUAUCAUCCAGGCGUGUAUGUCAUCCUGGAGCCUGUUGCUGAAUUUUUCGAAAUAUUGAAACAGAAAUUCAAAAAUUCGUCGAACAUUGUUUUGUAUAACUUUGGAGUCGAUGUUAGGAACAGAACCUUCCUUGUCAAUAGAGGCGAUGAUGCUACCUCAAUAUUCAGCAAACAUAAAGGUAAUGUUAAACUUCAGAUACUUGCUGUUUCGAGGUUCUUCGAAAUGCUACGGAUUUCAGAAAAGAAAGUUGACCUUAUUACACUGAACUGUGAAGGGUGUGAAUAUGCAAUUCUGGAUUAUUUGCUUUCGACGAACAACAUACACCAGUUCCGAAACAUCCAGUUCCAGUCUCAUAGAGUGCCGGCAGUUUGCCAUCCUGUGAAACGUUUUUGCUGGUAUCAAGAACUUUUACCUAAAACGCACAAGCUCGUUUUUCAGCAUAAAUUUUGGUGGGAAAGUUGGACAGAAAAAUAAAAGAACACAUAUGUAUCUGCAUUACUUAAUAAAUAUAGUUGAGGGAUGUAUAAGUUAGGGGUGGGCGUGAAAUGUACAAUGACAGCAGGUCCAUCGCAAGGGCAGGAAAACGCAUGAUAGAACAGAAAGUGGAGAUACAGAGCGUGAAAACGCGAAGUGUCGGUCACUGGUUGAUGAUUUGCUUUCUGUUUUGGAAAAGUUUGAUUUCAUGUUAUCGUAAUCACACACAUUUAUUGAGUAGAACCGCACGAUUAGUUCUAGUAUAUGAGUAUUGUUAAAAUUGAAGGACGGUCGCUUACGCUACUUAAUGCACAAAAACAUGCAAAUAACGGAUAAUCCAUUGGAAAUUAAGUACAUUGUAUGUUGCAAUUUCUGUAAAGUGUUAUAGAUUUUUUCAAAUGAGCAGAAUGAAUCUUGGCAGGUGAAGAGUAAGUAUCAUUUUGACUAAUGAAUUUAGUAUUAUCAUUAUUUCUUUAGUCUAGCAGAAUGAAUGACAUUUUAAAGGGAUGGUUGAAAAAGAGCAGAAUGAUCAUUUCUAAUUUUGGGAACAACUGGUUGCGUAUUAGUGUGAUUGGAGCACAAAUUUUUAGAAUUACCUGUCCAUGUGUAUAAGGCUACUGAUGAAAUCUAAUUUAGAUGAGAAAACGACAAUAUAUCUUUUUUCGAAUAUAUUCUUUUCAACAUGUACAUGUAAAACUGAUUAUUGAUAUUUAGUGUCUUAAUUGUGACUGUGUUAAUUAUGAUGCACCGGAAAGAACAGAUAACAUCUAUUGAAAUGAAAUUUCAAAGGAAGAUUUUUCUUCUUUUUUUUUGUAAUCUAAACAAAAUUUUAUUGACGUUCAAUAUAUCAAAGGGUCAGACAUCAGGCAUAGGAUAUAUAAGUCAUUUCCAUAUUAUUACAAUGAAAAUUAGUGUAUACUGCAUUAUUCCACAGUGGUAUCUACUAUCACAAGUAAAGGGAGAGAACUUCAAGUUAUUUUGAGUGUUAAAAGAAAUUCAUUGACUCAAUUAUCAUCAUACCAUACCUGCACGCACUGAUUCAGUGGAAAACAUGUCAUAAGGUCCCUGUGUAUAUAAACAAUCGACCAUUUACCCAACAUAGAUGCAUGACAGUUCAUCAGUAACUCUGCAUAGCAUGGUAUUUCGUACUAGGACAGUUUUAAUUUGUAGGAUAAUUUUUCUCAAUGUUUGGAGAUCACCCAUAUGAUAUAACGAGAAUAGUAAGAUUAUAUUUCAUCACCAUCAAGUAUCUAACACCAUAUUAUUGUCAUAUAUAACAAUAUCUAUCCAUUUCAAUCAAUCAGAAAUUAAUAUUUAUAUUAUUGUUGUUUAAUUUUAAUAUACAGCAUGAUAUAUAAUAGCUAUAUGGUUUCACUCAAGUCCAGUCAAUCAGAAUUCAUACUUUUAUUAUUGUUGUUUGAUUAUAAUAUGCAUCAUGAUAUAUAAUAGCUCUAUGGUUUCACUUAAGUCCAGUCAAUCAGAAAUUUAUAUUUAUAUUAUUGUUGCUUAAUUAUAAUAAACAUCAUGCUAUAUAAUAGUUCUAUGGUUUCACUUAAGUCCAGGCCAUUAGAAAUUCAUAUUUAUAUUAUUGUUGUUUGAUUAUAAUAUUGUUCUGAAUGUACAUGACGAACUAACUUCUCUAAGCGAAGGUGUUUAUGUUACCUUGUCCCAGAGUUGAUGUUCGGCCGUGCGUGACCACUAUCGGCGGAGUCUACACCUGGUCAAGCUUGUACGCGGACGUAUUUACGUACCUCACUAUGAUUUCACUCAAGUCCAGUCCAUCAGAAAUUCAUAUUUAUAUUAUUGUUGUUUGUUUAUAAUAUACAUCAUGAUAUAGAAUAGCUCUAUUUUUUCUCUCAAGCAGCAGCUGAGAGUCAUUUAUAAUGUUUUAGAUUUCGCUGAAGUUGUGAGGAUUAACACAUAUCAAAUCUUUUAGCUAGGUAUUCAAAUUCAGUAAUAAUUUUGUAGAAUAGAUUUAUUUAUAUUAGUGGUACAAUAUACAUCCAUUCAGAAGAGUAUGUAGAUGUUAGUGAUCAUGGCUAUAUAUUUGUGAUAGACUUUGAUGCUUCUGUCACCUAGAGUAUAUAGUAUCGUGCAUUUUUAAUUUCAUGAUUACAUCUACAUGCUGUUGAUUCACUCAGAUCGCUACUGUGCAGAUCGGAGUUAAGGUUACUGGCGUUAUUUCUGAGUUGACAAAAUAAAUGUUAUAUUUUCUAAUUCCGAUAUAUUUAAAUACAUUGAUAGCUGUAAUAAGUUAUGAUCUAGAUGUUUAAUUGUUUUUUUAAUUGUUUUAUUGAAUUAAUGUUUGUACAUGUAGUAUCAAAUGUGAGUAGACUAAAUUCUCUAAUAGUUGACGUAAAAAAGCUGUUAGCAUUAUUUUCAGUUUUACAUAAAAUGGGUUUCUCAAAGGAUAUCUAGUAUUUUCAUUUCUAUUUAUGAAGAUUUCAACAAUAUCUCUAAAAUAUUUUGAACUAAUUGUUUAAAAUUUUAUUCAUUAGUACUAGCUUAUGUUGUUUUCGUCUGGAAGUAUCUGCAUGAAGCUAAUUGUAUGAUGUCCCUCGUCUUAAUCCUGUAAUUAUGCUAGGGCGAGUCCGUUUUCCAUCACUGCUGAAAAUUAUCCCUAAGCGCUUGUGAAAUAAUUAUACCCAGUUUCUGAGUGAUCUUAUAUUAAGAUUAGACAUUUUAAGACUUAAGGGGUCUCUGGAUUUAGCUCUAUAUCGCUGCAAAGAUUCAAUAUAGUUUGUGCUGUACAUUCAUGAUACUUGGUGUUUUUGAUUAUUAAAGAGAUAUAACGCUGUGGCAACCAUUCUGUAGUUAAGUGAUAAGCAGAUAUAAAUAAUGAACUACGAGGGUAUGUGAUAUGGUAAUAGUCCUCACAAUAUAAGAAAAGAUGGGUCCCCACAUAAAUAUUUGCAAAGAUAUAAUAAUUAUCCAUUGUGAAAAAACACUACUUUGGGAGACUGUGGACACAUCAAUACUUGCAUAACAUAAACAUGAUGAUGAUGUACAAAGAAACCAAAACCGUGGGCUGAUGGACAGGGAUAUAAUUAACAUAAGGUAAUAUGGAAAAUUAGCAGAACAACAAGUAAACAUAUAUGUUGCAUUAAGUAGAUUCAUCGUAAAAGAUGUUAAAGGUAGGUUCGGAGGAAGCAUGGUUUCAACACGAGUUGGACUAUUGAUGGAUGUAUAUGCAUGCUAACAAGUAGGAUUUGGUUUGCCUUCAAUUAUCAAGUCAGCACAUACUGAUCAGAUGUUGUACAGCUCAUCUUUGAUGAACAAAUAGUUUCAACUAGCACUUCACUCUAUUAACGCAAGAUGGCAUUAAAUAAUAUGAACGUAUCGCAGUAGAUUUUUUUGAUAAUACAAGCCAUUCCAGUCUGUCAAAAAAAAAAAAAAGUUAGAAAGAGAGAUGGC
This is a messenger RNA of Pecten maximus, 4799 nucleotides long. RefSeq lists its product as uncharacterized. Bases 480 to 1385 code for a protein of 301 amino acids. NCBI's taxonomy places the organism in Eukaryota, Metazoa, Mollusca, Bivalvia, Pectinida, Pectinidae. The record is from RefSeq and is a predicted model, not a curated record. The transcript is spliced from 3 exons.